AUGGCUUUCGGAAGUGCUGAAGCGUGUCGCGUGGUCGUGCUAUGCGCGGUGGUGGCGUGGUGCGCGUGCGGGGUGCGGGGUGCGCCUGCGCAGCUCUGUGCGGCGGCGGAGGACGACCCUCGUGCUGCCAGGUUCUGUCAAGCACUGAACACCUUCCUCGAGUUGUAUGCUGAAGCUGCUGGAGAACAAGUGCCGGAGUACCAAGCUUUAGUCCGCGACUACCCUCAACUCCUCGACACCGGUAUGAAGCGUCAAGACGUGGUCCACUCCUUCCUUCGCUUCGGCCGCCGC
This is a messenger RNA of Brenthis ino (lesser marbled fritillary), 291 nucleotides long. NCBI's taxonomy places the organism in Eukaryota, Metazoa, Arthropoda, Insecta, Lepidoptera, Nymphalidae. The record is from the annotation of a GenBank genome assembly.